Molecule: messenger RNA, 396 nt
Organism: Parnassius mnemosyne (clouded apollo)
Lineage: Eukaryota; Metazoa; Arthropoda; Insecta; Lepidoptera; Papilionidae
Source: the annotation of a GenBank genome assembly
AUGCUGUCUGCUGCUAGAUUGAUUGCCCCUGCAGCCAGGUCUGCUAUCUUCAGCAACACAGCUCUUGUGAGGCCACUUGCUGUAGUGCCCACACAGUCACAGAUUGUCCCAGCGGCACCAGCUCAGCUUUCUGCUGUCCGCACCUUCCAAACCACAUCUGUGACCAAAGAUAUUGACUCUGCUGCUAAGUUUAUUGGUGCUGGUGCAGCGACAGUAGGAGUAGCGGGUUCUGGUGCGGGUAUCGGAACAGUGUUCGGUUCUCUCAUCAUCGGUUAUGCCAGGAACCCCUCCCUUAAGCAGCAGCUGUUCUCAUACGCCAUCUUGGGUUUCGCCCUUUCAGAGGCUAUGGGUCUCUUCUGUCUUAUGAUGGCCUUCUUGUUGCUGUUUGCUUUCUAA